Vicugna pacos (alpaca) is the source of this 2568-nucleotide messenger RNA. NCBI's taxonomy places the organism in Eukaryota, Metazoa, Chordata, Mammalia, Artiodactyla, Camelidae. The record is from RefSeq and is a predicted model, not a curated record.
CCUCCCCACAGCCAGAUGAUGGCUACAGCCUUGGAACCAGAGGACCAAGACCUUUGGGAAGAAGAGGGAAUUCUCAUGGUGAAAUUGGAAGACGAUCUCACCUGUCGGCCAGAGUCCAUCUUAGAAAGGGAUGACCCUGUGCUCGAGACGUCACACCAGAACUUCCGACGCUUUCGGUACCAGGAAGCAGCGAGCCCUCGAGAAGCUCUCAUCCGGCUUCGAGAACUGUGUCAUCAGUGGCUGAGGCCAGAGAGGAGGACAAAGGAGCAGAUUCUAGAGCUGCUCGUGCUGGAGCAGUUCCUGACCGUCCUGCCCGGGGAACUGCAGAGCUGGGUGCGGGGCCAGCGGCCAGAGAGUGGCGAGGAGGCCGUGACGCUGGUGGAGGGUUUGCAGAAACAACCCAGGAGACCAAGGCGGUGGGUGACUGUCCAUGUUCAUGGCCAGGAAGUCCUAUCAGAGGAGACGGUGCCCCCGGGAGCGGCGCCCGAGUCAGCUAGUGGGCUCCAGGAUCCUGCACAGCCCUCGACCCCUGAGGAGCCCCACCGGGAGACCACGCGGAGCCCGGAGCCGGGGGCGCCCGAAGAGCGGAGCCGGCGCCCCGAGCCGGAGUUCCAGCCCCUGCAGGAGCGCGAGGCUCCGGUGCCACAGGACCCAGCCGUUCCUGAAGAGAGGAGCCCCGGAAGCCCAGAGAUGGUUGCCCUCCUUACAGCUCUAUCUCAGGGAUUGGUAACUUUCAAGGACGUGGCCGUGUGCAUCUCCCAGGACCAGUGGAGUGACCUGGAUCCAACCCAGAAAGAGUUUUAUGGGGAAUAUGUCUUGGAAGAAGACUGUGGAAUUGUGGUCUCCCUGUCAUUUCCAAUCCCCAGACUGGAUGAGAUCUCCCCCGCUGGAGAGGAGGAGUCUUUGAUCCCAGACAUCGCAGAGCCUCCUGAGCCUCAAGAGCCAGGAAUCCUGAGCUUCACCUACACAGGAGACAGGAGUGAGGAUGAAGAGGAGGAUCCUGAGCAGGAGGACCCGAGUUUGGAGGACCCCCACCAGCCCACCGUGGGAGAUGCAGACGUUCACCAGGCUGCAGACUGCGAAAUAGUCUUUGAAGAUGAUCCAGACAGACUCAACGAAAGAAGACUUGACACAAAUAUUUCUCAAGCUAAUAGUUCAACGAGCCUUCAGGAAACCAUGCCUGUCCACCCCCUGUUGGGGAGACAGCAUGACUGCCCUGUAUGUGGGAAAAGUUUCACUUGUAACUCCCACCUUGUUAGGCACCUGAGGACUCACACAGGAGAGAAACCCUAUAAGUGUACGGAAUGUGGGAAAAGUUACACUCGGAGCUCACAUCUCGCCAGGCACCAAAAGGUUCACAAAGGGGGCGCUCCUUAUAAAUAUCCCCUAAACCGGAAGAAUUUAGAUGAGACCUCCCCUCUGGUCCAGGCGGAGAGAACCCCCCGUGUUGAGAAACCCUACAGAUGUGACGAUUGCGGGAAACACUUCCGCUGGACUUCAGACCUUGUCAGGCACCAGAGGACACAUACGGGAGAAAAACCCUUCUUCUGCACGAUUUGUGGCAAGAGCUUCAGCCAGAAAUCCGUGCUCACAACACACCAAAGAAUCCACCUUGGAGGCAAGCCCUACUUGUGUGGCGAGUGUGGCGAGGACUUCAGCACGCACAGGCGGUACCUGGCUCACCGCAAGACGCACGCGGCCCAGGAGUUCUACGUGUGCAGUGAGUGCAGCCGCUGCUUCAGCCACAGCGCCGCGCUGGCCAAGCACCUGCGGGGCCACGCCUCGGUCAGGCCGUGCCGCUGCAACGAGUGUGGGAAGAGCUUCAGCCGGAGGGACCACCUCGUCAGGCAUCAGAGAACACACACGGGCGAGAAGCCCUUCACGUGCCCCACCUGUGGGAAGAGCUUCAGCAGGGGCUACCACUUAAUCAGGCAUCAGAGGACCCACGCAGGAAAGGCCUCCUAGCCGGCCCCCCUCCUGCGGACGCCUGCCUUCGGCCCUUCCCAGGGAUGGGGCGAGAGGAGCCCUCUUGUCGGCCCGGGAAGACCUUUUCUGGGGGGUCUCCCUGCCCUGCCCAGGUCUGCGUAUCCUCUUCCCACAGCUCGGCCACCCCCCGCCCUGGGCAGGACUCCUUCCACACCUGGAGGAGAGUCUUCCCAAAGCUCGCCCGAGUUAAGGCCUCUCUCCUCGACAGGAGUGUUCCUGCCUCUGCCUCAGGGGUGUGAGGUAGGAGGCCUAGAAGGCUGAAGACGUUGUGGUUAUGACGUUUUCCCCCAAAAUGGGCUGUUCCGCAUCCUGAAGACUCCCUACAGCCUCAUGUCUAGAGCAGCCAGGACAAGCCCUCAGGUUGGGUCAGGGACAGAUCUUAAAGCACAUGGCCCUGCACUCGGGGCAGGAGGUCUGCACCCCGAUGGCCCCCGCACACUCCCAGGCCAGCUGUGCGGGCCUCUCGCCGACCCGCUUCCUCACCGCGGCUUCCCUGUGACUCCGGGAGAUGCGAGGCGUGUUCAAGGGGCGGUGUCCUCAAGGCUGCUUCACAUGGACCUUGUUGGGCCGCUCCCUUCCCCA